AUGUGGACGAAUCACGAAAACUUCAACUACCAUUCCAUGGAGCUAGAACGUAUGAAACUGGAAGAUCCCGACGGAACUACCCUUUCUAUGCCCAUCACUCCGCCAUCCCCUAUUUCAAUCACGUCUCAUCACUCAUCCCCUUACUCUUCUCACUCUUCGACCGGCAUACACUCAAAUCGAAUCAGCAUUAUGGUGGACCGUUCUUCGCCAAGAGCCAGCUCUAGAGACAGCGAAGAAGAUCAGCCUACUGACCCACCAUCUACCGACCCACCAUACUCCCAACUGAUCUACCAAGCCCUCAGAGAGAGCAAGGGCCAUCGACUUCAACUCCAAGACAUCUACACCUGGUUCGAAAAAAACACCAAUAAGGGCAAAGAUGAAAGCAAAGGAUGGCAAAAUAGUAUCCGGCAUAAUCUCUCCAUGAACGCAGGAUUUGAAGCUAUCAGAACGGACGUCCCCGGCGGCAAGAAGGCCGUGAACUAUUGGAGCCUAACCACCCAAGCCAUCUCAAAGGGCCGGGUAGAAUCCACAACACGGUACCGACGACCGAACCCCAAAAAGAGUUUAAACUCGGAUAAUGCCGCUCCCUUGCCAACGAGCCAACGGGGCAGUGCGAAAGCCCAAAAAAGCUGGGUAGAGUCCCGCCAAGCUAAGCGCCAAAAGCAACAUCCGACUCCUCAAUCGCCGUCUCAGCAACUUGGGUACGCUUUUGGUGUGGAACCAGGACCGUCUUGCCAGAUACCUCCUGUAUCUACUGGUUCCCAGCAGAUCUACCCUUAUGCCUUUGAUUACGACAAAGUGAUUGCCUGUACGCCUUUACAGGAAAACAGCCCGAUGUUCUGCGAUAGCGUGGAUCCUGCGCCAAGCUGGGGACCAGGACCAGUCAGAAUGGAGAACUAUGAGUGGUAUCCUGGCCCCAAUAAUGGGACUUUCGCCGGGUCCGAGGACCAAGUGACUACAGAUACGCAUGGACAUGUCAAAGAAGAACGGUGGGGAUGA
Penicillium pulvis is the source of this 999-nucleotide messenger RNA. Its product is annotated as forkhead box transcription factor. Gene Ontology annotation, biological process: regulation of transcription by RNA polymerase II. The record is from RefSeq and is a predicted model, not a curated record. Bases 1 to 999 code for a protein of 332 amino acids. NCBI's taxonomy places the organism in Eukaryota, Fungi, Ascomycota, Eurotiomycetes, Eurotiales, Aspergillaceae. Gene Ontology annotation, molecular function: DNA-binding transcription factor activity, RNA polymerase II-specific; RNA polymerase II cis-regulatory region sequence-specific DNA binding. The transcript is spliced from 2 exons.